AUGUUGAGAACUAUUUUUAAGACAAGAUCGUUAUUCAAUGCUAGCGUUUCCAGAUUCGGCAGUGGUUUCGAUCGUAUUGCUGAGUCCAACGAUGCCACUUCUAUUUGCUUAGAAUCUAUUUCAGGAACUAUUAAGGGUCUCCAAAAGGCAAACUACGUUGUUGAACACAAUCCCAAUUUGACUUCUGAAGAAAAGAAGCAUUUGAAAUAAUUCCUUGUUUAUCGUUACAACCCUGCUGAUCCCCAUGAUCAACCUAAAUACGUUAGCUAUUGGUGUGACAUCAAGAAGUUCCCUCCCAUGUUCUUGGAUGCCAUUCUUUACAUUAAAAACGAAUUAGAUCCUACUCUCUCUAUCAGAAGAUCUUGCAGAGAAGGUAUUUGCGGUUCUUGCGCUGUUAACUGCGAUGGUUUACACACAUUGGCUUGUAUUUCUGGUUUCAACAGAGAUUUAUCCAAGCCCACUAUCAUCACUCCUUUGGGUCACAUGUUUAUCUUGAAGGAUCUCGUUGUUGAUAUGACCAAUUUCUAUGCUUAAUAUAAGAUGAUUGAACCUUACCUUAAGAGAAAGACUCCUAAGCCUGAUGCCAACAAGGAAUACCCUCAAUCUCCUGAACAAAGAGCUCUUUUGGAUGGUUUAUACGAAUGUGUCCUUUGUGCUGCUUGUUCUACCUCUUGCCCCUCUUACUGGUGGCAUCCUGAUAGAUAUCUCGGUCCUGCCAUUCUCUAAUAAGCUUAUAGAUGGAUCGUUGAUAGCAGAGAUGAAUACACCCAAGAAAGAAUUGAAAGAAUUGCUGAAGAUGUCAGACUCGAUGACUGUCAACAAAUCGGUAUGUGCUCUUUCACUUGUCCUAAAGGUUUAAAUCCUCAACUUUCUCUUAAAAAUUUAAUGGAUAUGGUUAAGGAUUUCAGAUAAAAAAGAAUCGAAUAAGAAGUUCUCUGA
Tetrahymena thermophila SB210 is the source of this 939-nucleotide messenger RNA. RefSeq names its product succinate dehydrogenase and fumarate reductase iron-sulfur protein. Lineage: Eukaryota; Ciliophora; Oligohymenophorea; Hymenostomatida; Tetrahymenidae. Gene Ontology annotation, biological process: respiratory electron transport chain; tricarboxylic acid cycle; aerobic respiration. Gene Ontology annotation, molecular function: electron transfer activity; 2 iron, 2 sulfur cluster binding. The record is from RefSeq and is a predicted model, not a curated record. The transcript has 6 exons.